Molecule: messenger RNA, 1722 nt
Organism: Hermetia illucens (black soldier fly)
Lineage: Eukaryota; Metazoa; Arthropoda; Insecta; Diptera; Stratiomyidae
Exons: 2
Coding region: 1-1722 (573 amino acids)
Source: RefSeq, a predicted model, not a curated record
AUGUUACCACUCCUGUUGAUAUCUUUUAUUUUCAGUAAAGAUUUCUGUGAAAGUGUCAAUAAAGCCAACUAUAUUUCUGAUAUCGUAGCUAACUACGAAUUUCACAGUUUAGUUUUCAUAGCACCUAAUCACAGUGUUUUUGGCACUUUUGAUCUGAAUAUUCUUCAAAUUCCGCUAAUUUAUCUGACUGGUGAACUGCAAAUGGAAUUUGAGGAUUUUCGUCACUUGGACAAUCUUUUCAUCGUGUUCAUGAAAAAUAAUACGCUUCUUUCUGGGGAGAGAGUUUUUGCUCAUUCGAAAAGCAUCGUCAGAUAUGGAAAGGUGAUGGUCUGGAACGUUCAUGCUGAACAAGGAUGUGCUCAAAGUCAAUUUCAACCCAUUUUCGAACUAUUUUGGAAAAAUUAUAUUUUACCGGUAAUACUAGUAAACUGGAACGAGGCUGGACUUGUAGACGUUCUUACUUAUAACCCAUUUCCAAAAAUAUCUGUUUCAAGAGUGAAAAAUCAGCAAUAUCCUUAUGAAAGGGUUCAUCUGAAUCUGAUGGGUUUUCCAAUCCGGUCAUACGUAACUUCAGAUGCCCCGCGAGCAUUUAAAUAUAUCAAUGGACAUGGAAAAUUGGUGUAUGCAGGAUAUGGUUGCAAACUGGUCUUAGCUUUCCUAAAAAAGCAUAAUGGAACUUUAGAUGAAAUCUUUUAUAACGAAACAAGAAACAUUGAUGGCAGAGUGCUACAUCGUUUGAUUAUGGAUAAGGAGAUCGACGUUACUAUGCAUCCAUAUCCAUUAUUUAUACAUGUCUUAUCCUUUAGUUUUCCGGUAAAUCAAAUGAAAAUCUGCAUAUUGGUACCAGCUCCUCAAGAAGUUAAAGCAUCCUUAUACAAUAUUUUGCCUUUUGAAAGUAUCACUUGGUAUUCCAUCUUUGCGUCUAUCUUCGUUUUCUUUUGCGUUCAUUUAAUGGUGAAACUUACAUCUGGAGGAAAGAUAGAUUUCACCAAGGACAUCAUUGAUAGCAUAGGAGUCAUCGUAAUGAUCACUCCGAAAAUUCAAAUUUAUAACCGAUCCUGGGAAAGUAGAGUAAUUUUGGUAUUCAUCGGCCUUUACGGUAUACUUGUAACAAACCUAUAUCAAACCAACCUAACCAGCUUUUACACAACGAAAGUUUACGAAGAAAAGAUCGAAACAAUAGAAGAUAUGAUGAGAGUUAAUAUAACCAUAAUGGUCCCUCAAAUUGAAUGGAUUUUCCAUAGAAAUUUCAUUGAAUCGAAGGCUUUCAAAAACCAAUUUCUUCCCGUUGACCUUGCUACUUAUAUUGAUCAUCGGAAUAGUUUCAACAUGAGCUAUGGAUAUGCAGCAAGUUCAGAUAAGAUUUUGUGGUUACUAGAACAGCAAGCGUUCUUCGAGCGCCCCGUCUUCAGGUCACCCAUAUAUUGCUACUACCCAGCAUAUCUGAUGAUGGGCAUGCAGUACAUCUCGCCAUAUGAGGAAGCUUUGGAUAGAGUUAUCCUGCAAUCCUAUCAAGGAGGUUUACUCAAAAAGUGGUUGAAAGACUCUCUGGAUGAAAGUGUGGACGCAGGCAUAGUAAAAAGGAGAAUUGUAUUGAAGAGCAAGUUCAACCCAUUAAUUUUGGAGAAUUUGACGUACUUUUGGAUCCUUUGGGUAACUGGAAUGAUUUUGGCAGUAAUUUGUUAUUUAAUAGAAAUUUGCAAGAGAAAAUUGAAAGAUUAA